GAGACCUUUCACUUUUCCGACAAAACACAACCCAGACAGCUCAGGCAAAUCGAAUCUUUUAGGCAAAUUUCCUGGGGCACAUACACACACUUACAUAUGUUUGUAUAUGUAUGUAUAUAUCUGCAUUAGAUAGACACAUUCUACUAUAUCUACCUAUAUAUCGUUGAAAGGAUGCUGCAAUUAAGCGUUUUCUUUGGUCUUUUGAUCCUGACGUCAGUUAUGGCUGAAAUCAAUUAUGAAAUAUUCGCUGAUUCUGAUUAUCCAAAUCAAUGCGUUUUACGGACACCUGAGAGAGGUGUGAAUGUAGUGAUUGAUAAUGGCCAAAGUCGGAGACAUCCAAGUAAAUGUUCUGAGAUUGUGUGUGGUCGUAAUGGUUGGGCUUUGGUUUAUAGCUGCAAUCCCAGGUCUCCGCCAGAUGGUUGUGAAUUUACUGAUUAUAUAAAUUUUAAUGCCAGUUAUCCCAAAUGUUGUAAACGUGCAUUGAAAUGUAAUGACGUCAAAUCAAACGAUUCCUAGUGGUGGUCGGCAAAUUAAAUAGAUCAAUUCAUAAAUACCUACUUAUUUAUGUAAAUUACUAGUUAAAUAUUGCAAAUCGUAAUAAAAUUUAAUAUUGUUUAUGUGCAGAAUAAA
This is a messenger RNA of Drosophila willistoni, 630 nucleotides long. RefSeq lists its product as uncharacterized. The transcript is spliced from 3 exons. Bases 172 to 516 code for a protein of 114 amino acids. Lineage: Eukaryota; Metazoa; Arthropoda; Insecta; Diptera; Drosophilidae. The record is from RefSeq and is a predicted model, not a curated record.